CCGGCCCCGCUCUGUUCCGCUUCCGGGAGACGAGAGGCGCGCAAGGCUGCACUGGUUGUUGGUGGGACUGUGAAGGCCUUGGACGUCUCUGCCCUCGGGAUCUUGGUGCGUCUGUGCGGCCGGUGGUACUUACGAGUGCACUGGGUCCCCGCUGCCUGGCGGUGCUUUCAUUUUCCCCCGGAGCAGGAGAGUGCAGCGAUGGCGACCCCUGCGCAGCCCAAGAAAAUCGUGGCGCCUACUGUGUCCCAGAUCAACGCGGAGUUCGUAACACAGUUAGCAUGUAAAUACUGGGCUCCUCACAUCAAGAAAAAAUCUCCUUUUGAUAUAAAGGUGAUUGAAGAGAUAUAUGAGAAAGAAAUUGUCAAAUCAAGGUUUGCCAUCAGAAAGAUAAUGCUGUUGGAAUUUAGUCAGUAUCUUGAAAAUUAUCUCUGGAUGAAUUAUUCUCCGGAGAUGUCCAGCAAGGCUUAUUUAAUGUCCAUCUGCUGUAUGGUGAAUGAGAAGUUCAGAGAAAAUGUCCCUGCAUGGGAGACUUUUAAGAAGAAGCCAGACCACUUCCCAUUCUUUUUUAAGUGUAUCCUAACAGCAGCACUAGCUGAAACUGAUGGUGAAUUUUCCCUCCAUGAACAGACAGUCCUGCUGCUUUUUCUUGAUCAUUGCUUCAACAGUUUGGAAGUAGACUUGAUACGAAGUCAAGUACAACAGCUUAUCUCCCUUCCAAUGUGGAUGGGCUUACAACCUGCACGAUUGGAAUUAGAAUUAAAAAAGACACCCAAGCUAAGGAAGUUCUGGAACUUGAUUAAAAAGAAUGAUGAAAAGAUGGAUCCAGAAAUAAGAGAACAAGCCUAUCAAGAAAGAAGAUUUCUUUCACAACUCAUCCAGAAGUUUAUCUCUGUGCUGAAGUCAGUCCCACUUUCUGAACCUGUCACUAUGGACAAAGUUCAUUACUGUGAAAGAUUCAUUGAACUUAUGAUUGAUCUAGAGGCCCUGCUCCCCACAAGACGCUGGUUUAAUACCAUCCUGGAUGACUCCCACCUUUUGGUUCACUGUUACCUUUCCAAUCUUGUCCACAGGGAGGAAGAUGGUCAUCUUUUUUCCCAGCUUUUGGACAUGCUGAAGUUCUAUACGGGUUUUGAAAUUAAUGAUCAAACUGGGAAUGCCCUGACAGAGAAUGAGAUGACCACAAUUCACUAUGAUAGAAUUACUUCCUUACAGAGAGCUGCUUUUGCACAUUUCCCUGAACUCUAUGAUUUUGCCCUCUCAAAUGUUGCAGAAGUAGAUACUCGAGAAUCAUUGGUCAAGUUUUUUGGACCUCUUAGUUCAAACACACUCCAUGAGGUGGCAUCAUACCUCUGCUUGUUGCCAACCCUUCCUAAAAAUGAAGACACAUCUUUUGAUAAAGAAUUCCUUCUAGAGUUGCUGGUAUCUCGUCAUGAACGUCGCAUUUCUCAGAUUCAGCAGCUAAAUCAGAUGCCUUUGUAUCCAACUGAGAAAAUUAUAUGGGAUGAAAAUAUUGUCCCAACUGAGUACUAUUCUGGAGAAGGUUGCCUUGCUCUUCCCAAGUUAAAUUUGCAGUUUCUGACUCUUCAUGAUUACCUCCUAAGGAAUUUUAAUCUCUUCCGCCUGGAAUCAACUUAUGAAAUUAGGCAAGACAUCGAGGACAGCGUCAGCAGAAUGAAGCCUUGGCAAUCUGAGUACGGUGGUGUGGUGUUUGGUGGCUGGGCACGGAUGGCUCAGCCCAUUGUGGCUUUCACUGUAGUUGAGGUUGCCAAACCCAACAUAGGUGAAAACUGGCCAACCCGCGUUCGUGCAGAUGUCACCAUCAAUCUGAAUGUCCGAGAUCACAUCAAAGAUGAAUGGGAAGGUCUUCGUAAACAUGAUGUAUGCUUUUUAAUUACGGUGCGUCCCACAAAACCUUAUGGAACUAAAUUUGACCGCAGGAGACCUUUUAUUGAGCAGGUCGGCUUGGUUUAUGUCAGAGGCUGUGAAAUCCAGGGCAUGCUGGAUGAUAAAGGGCGUGUCAUUGAAGAUGGACCUGAGCCCAGACCUAAUCUUAGAGGAGAAUCGAGGACAUUUCGAGUAUUUUUGGAUCCAAACCAGUAUCAGCAGGAUAUGACCAAUACUAUACAAAAUGGAGCAGAAGAUGUGUAUGACACUUUCAAUAUAAUAAUGAGGAGAAAACCAAAAGAAAAUAAUUUCAAGGCUGUGCUGGAGACUAUUCGGAAUCUGAUGAACACUGAUUGUGUGGUACCUGACUGGCUGCAUGAUAUCAUUUUAGGUUAUGGAGACCCAAGCGUAAUACAAUUCAGUUCACUCAUACACAAAUAGAAGCCAUCCGUGCUGGGAUGCAGCCAGGGCUAACUAUGGUUGUGGGCCCACCUGGUACAGGAAAAACAGAUGUGGCAGUACAAAUCAUAUCCAACAUCUACCACAAUUUUCCAGAGCAGAGGACUCUUAUUGUUACCCAUUCCAAUCAGGCCCUGAACCAGUUGUUUGAGAAGAUCAUGGCUUUAGACAUUGAUGAGCGGCACCUACUACGUCUUGGUCACGGAGAAGAAGAGCUGGAGACUGAGAAGGAUUUCAGCAGGUAUGGAAGAGUUAAUUAUGUCUUGGCUCGAAGAAUAGAACUUUUAGAAGAAGUCAAACGAUUGCAAAAGAGUCUAGGGGUUCCAGGAGAUGCCUCAUACACCUGUGAAACUGCAGGCUAUUUCUUCUUAUAUCAGGUGAUGUCUCGCUGGGAAGAAUAUAUCAGCAAAGUGAAAAAUAAAGGUAGUGCCUUGCCAGAUGUUACAGAAAUAUCCACUUUCUUCCCCUUCCAUGAGUAUUUUGCAAAUGCUCCUCAGCCCAUUUUUAAAGGCAGAUCUUAUGAAGAAGACAUGGAAAUUGCUGAAGGAUGUUUUAGGCAUAUUAAGAAAAUCUUUACUCAGCUUGAGGAAUUCCGAGCCUCUGAACUACUUCGAAGUGGACUGGACCGCUCGAAGUACCUUUUGGUGAAGGAAGCUAAGAUCAUUGCUAUGACCUGUACUCAUGCUGCCUUAAAACGACAUGACCUGGUCAAGUUAGGUUUCAAGUAUGAUAACAUUUUAAUGGAAGAGGCUGCUCAAAUUCUGGAGAUAGAAACUUUUAUACCCCUCCUUCUACAGAAUCCUCAAGAUGGAUUUAGCCGGCUGAAACGAUGGAUUAUGAUUGGUGAUCAUCACCAGUUACCGCCAGUCAUUAAGAACAUGGCCUUUCAGAAGUAUUCAAACAUGGAGCAGUCUCUCUUCACUCGCUUUGUCCGUGUCGGAGUUCCAACUGUGGAUCUUGAUGCUCAGGGUAGAGCCAGAGCAAGCUUGUGUAACCUCUACAACUGGCGGUACAAGAACCUUGGAAACUUACCCCAUGUGCAGCUCUUGCCGGAGUUCAGUACAGCAAAUGCUGGCUUGCUCUAUGACUUCCAGCUCAUUAAUGUUGAAGAUUUUCAGGGAGUGGGAGAAUCUGAACCUAAUCCUUACUUUUAUCAGAAUCUUGGCGAGGCAGAAUAUGUAGUAGCACUUUUUAUGUACAUGUGCUUACUUGGUUACCCUGCGGACAAAAUUAGUAUUCUAACAACAUACAAUGGGCAAAAGCAUCUUAUUCGUGACAUCAUCAAUAGAAGAUGUGGGAAUAAUCCGUUGAUUGGAAGGCCAAAUAAGGUGACAACUGUUGAUAGAUUUCAAGGUCAACAGAAUGAUUAUAUUCUUCUUUCUCUUGUACGAACGAGAGCAGUGGGCCAUCUGAGGGAUGUUCGUCGCUUAGUGGUGGCCAUGUCUAGAGCUAGACUUGGACUAUAUAUCUUCGCUAGAGUGUCCCUCUUCCAAAACUGUUUUGAACUGACUCCAGCUUUCAGCCAGCUCACGGCCCGCCCACUUCAUUUGCAUAUAAUUCCAGCAGAACCUUUCCCAACCACUAGAAAGAAUGGUGAAAGACCAUCUCAGGAAGUCCAGAUAGUGAAGAAUAUGCCCCAGAUGGCAAACUAUGUGUACAACAUGUACCUGCAUUUCAUACGGACUACACAUCAUUAUCACCAGACUUUCUUACAAUUACCACCUGCUAUGGUAGAAGAAGGAGAGGAAAUUCCAAGCCAGGAGACAGAACUAGAAACAGAAGAAGAGGCCGUGGCUGCUCAAGAUGACAUCAUACCCAGUCCAACAGAUGCCAGCUGCAGUCCAGAGACCCCAGCCUCUCAGCCUGAUUCCACCUCUAGUCAGGCUAAGGCUACCCUUGAUCAGACUGAGAUGAGCCCUAGUCCAACAGAAGUCAUCCCUGCUUUGUGUGAGAUGGCUGCAGUGUCAGCAGGACUGGCUGCUCCACUGGCAGAGGCUGCCACCCCUCAAGAUGCCACACCCACCCUAGAAGAAACCAAGUAGCCAAACUGCAGCCUUUCUUGGGAAGGACAUUUCAUUCAUGAAGUUAUUUUUUUAUAUUUUACCUGUGCCCCUACUAUUUAAAAGGCACCAACUGAUGUUCAGUCAUUGUUAAUUGGUUUUCUUGUUAUGUACAUUUCUUGUACAUAUCUUUAAAAGUUGUAUAUGGACAACUUUUGUUUCAUUUGUUUAAUCAGAAAGGCAAAGAACCAUUCCACACACAUUUUGAUCACUGAAUAUAUCUGUAACAAUAUGCACAUUAAAAUAAUUUUCUGUAGAACACAUAAGACAUAUUUCAUGUUUCUAGUAGACUUCUCCAGAGGAAAAAGAUAGAACACGCUGGAUUUAAGCAUAAAUGCCCUUGUGCCAGGGUCCAAAUUAGGAGGAAAUUGUCUCUGACAUCAUGCUCAAGUUCUGUUGCUUUUUUUCACUUCCCUUGCUUUCCACAAGGAUUAACAGCUGUAAGAUAAAGUUUCUCCAUUGUAUUAAAGAGGUCAUCUGUA
Chinchilla lanigera (long-tailed chinchilla) is the source of this 4885-nucleotide messenger RNA. It is a transcript of the gene Aqr, whose product is annotated as aquarius intron-binding spliceosomal factor. The record is from RefSeq and is a predicted model, not a curated record. Lineage: Eukaryota; Metazoa; Chordata; Mammalia; Rodentia; Chinchillidae. Gene Ontology annotation, molecular function: mRNA binding; helicase activity. Gene Ontology annotation, biological process: mRNA splicing, via spliceosome. Gene Ontology annotation, cellular component: catalytic step 2 spliceosome.